This is a messenger RNA of Trichosurus vulpecula (common brushtail), 1246 nucleotides long. RefSeq names its product CD9 molecule (gene CD9). The coding region runs from base 176 to 856 and encodes 226 amino acids. The transcript is spliced from 8 exons. The record is from RefSeq and is a predicted model, not a curated record. Gene Ontology annotation, cellular component: membrane. Lineage: Eukaryota; Metazoa; Chordata; Mammalia; Diprotodontia; Phalangeridae.
GCACAGAACCCAGGCGAAGCGCCUUAAGGAGUGGCACUUUUUAAAAGUGCAGCCCUAAGGCCACCCAGUACCCGCUCCUACCUUAGUUUAGUUACUUGUUGGGUCCGAUUCGGUCCCUGUGUGCGCCCGGCUUUCCUCACUGAGAACCCAAACCCAGCCCAGUCUAGUCUCCACCAUGCCGGUCAAAGGAGGUACCAAGUGCAUUAAAUAUCUGCUGUUUGGAUUUAACUUCAUCUUUUGGCUCGCAGGAAUUGCGGUCCUUGCCAUUGGUCUAUGGCUCAGAUUUGACUCUCAGACGAAGAGUAUCUUUGAGCAGGAAGAAAACAAUUCCACUUUCUACACAGGUGUUUAUAUCUUGAUUGGGGCUGGUGCCCUCAUGAUGCUGGUAGGUUUCCUGGGCUGCUGCGGGGCCGUGCAGGAGUCACAGUGCAUGUUGGGCUUGUUCUUUGCCUUCCUGUUGGUGAUUUUUGCCAUCGAAAUAGCUGCUGCCAUCUGGGGUUAUUCCCACAAAGAUGAGGUGAUUCGUGAGAUCAAGGAAUUUUAUAGGGACACAUACAACAAGAUGAAGACCAAAGAAACCCCCUACAAGGAGACCCUCAAAGCCAUCCACCUUGCACUAGAUUGUUGUGGCUUGACUGGAGUUUUGGAUCAGUUCAUCACAGACACCUGCCCCAGCAAGGACUUGGUUUCCUCAGUAACCAUGAAGCCUUGCCCAGUAGCUAUCGAGGAAGUCUUCAAUAAUAAAUUCCACAUCAUUGGAGCUGUUGGCAUAGGGAUUGCUGUUGUGAUGAUCUUUGGCAUGAUUUUCAGUAUGAUUCUGUGCUGUGCUAUCCGGAGGAACCGAGAUAUGGUCUAGAGUCUUUGCUUUCAUCCCCUGAGCAGGAAUAUCUGCCCUCUAGAACUGUUCUGUUUGUGUCUUUUGUUUUAUUUUAUUUUGUUUGCCACUAACUUUAGUAUUCAUUCUGCAUUUUUAAAUGGACAAAGUUGUUCUAUAUUUGUUAUCUUUUUAAUGCCUUAUUUGAUACCGAUGUUUGUAGUUGAGGGUUUUUUGGUUUUUGCUUUUAUGGUCAAAGAAAUCCUGCAAUGAAAGGUACUAUAUUUGCUAGACUCUAGUUAAAGAUAUUGUACAGAAUAAAGGACCAUGUUGGCCUUUAAAUAGAUAAAAAAAAAUGUCUUAUCUCAGAUUUAAUCAGGAUGUAACUUAUGUUGAAGACAAUUUCAUACAUAAUAAAGAUUAUGACAAUAA